AUGUACUCUAGCGGUGCAGUGGCGAGGGUUUUAUAGAGCGGUGAAGUGUAUAGGAGUAAGAACUAAGCUGACACCAAUGGGGAGCACUGCGGUGGAGAAGACGGAGGAGGACCUCCGCAACGAGAUCGAUGAGCUUAUUCGCCAACAGCGUGAGAUAACGGAGAGGCUUCGAGAUCCGCGAGGGCUUCGCAGAGGUGCCUUGUCAGCUCCUGCUCUCCGCGCCAAUGGUCUUCGCCAACGACCCUUUCUUCGUCCUGGAGACAGGAAUGAUUCUGAAGAUCAACCCCCUGCCAAACGUCGACUUUCUUCUGCUGUGGUUAAGGUUGAUGAGGGGGAGUUGACUGAAGAUGCUGGUGCAGGACAGGAUGUAAAUAUACAGGAUUCAAACGGCGAAGGUGUUAAUGGGACUGGAGCAGUGGACCAGAGUGAUAGGAAGCCUUUAAAUUCUCACCAAAGUGGAUGGUCUAGGAGAGAUAGCAAUCAAAGAACUUCAAUGGUGGUAAAUGCAAAUGCUUCUGAGAUUCCUACCACAGAACUUGUUCCAAGGGUAUUGCCAAAGAAUGAGGAUCCGAGCUUGGUUAAUAGGAACAAAAGAAUGCUGGGUCAGCUUUUGGGAACUCUGGAGAAAUUCAGAAAGGAAGACUUGCAACUCUCAGGAACAGAGGCAUAUAUGCGAAGAUCUAAUUCUUUGCAAAGAGCUGAGCAAAGAGCACGUGAAGAAAGUGAAAGGCUUAGGCAAGAAGAGCGUGAACAGAUUGCGGAAAAACGGAGGAGAGACUUGACUCUUAGGGCACGUGUGGCCGCUAAGACAGAAGAAAAGAAAUUGGAGUUGCUGUUUCUUCGGUGGAGUGAGCAUCAUAAAAGACUAAGCAAUUUUAUAAGGACUAAAGCAGAGCCUCCAAUAUAUUAUUUGCCGAACAAGCCCUUGGAUGAAGAUGCUAUGUCACUUGAGAAGCGCAAAGAAGAGGCUUUCCUAGAAUGGAAGAAUGCAAGAAGAGAGGAAGUGUCUGAGUAUCAGAAACAGGUUGGGGAGCAGUAUCUUGCCAAUGUUGAGAAGGACUUGGAGAGAUGGCAGAAUGCAAGGAACGCAAGGAAAGUAAACAAUGACCAGAAUUUACAGGAAACUAUGGACAAAGAAUUGGACACUCAUAGGCUUGAGCAUGGUCCGAAGAAAAGAAAGAUCCCCGGCGGAAGCAAUAAUGAAGAUGAUGAUGAUGUGGAAGAUAUAAAUGUUGGAGAGGAUGACAUGAUGGAUGAUGAAUUAGAAGAUGAUUCUGGUAAAAGGGUUGAUGAAACAACUAAGAUGGAAGCAGAUAACACCAGUGCAGAUCCUGCUGCUGAUGCUGUUGACGGGAAGUGAUGGCUUCCCAGAACACAAUUUUCGAUUAUUCUACCAGAUAUUUGUGUUUUGUAGUUUAUCCCUUGGUACGCUAGGCUUCUAUAUUUGAACUUAUUGCCUUGGUGAUUUCUGUAUUCAAAUGAACUUUUUUACUUGUUCUCUUUGUUUUGCUGCCCUUUGGAGAAUCAGUAAUGCACAAUAUCUGUUUGGUUUGUGCCCAUAACGAGCAAACUUUGCAUAAAUUC
Gastrolobium bilobum is the source of this 1584-nucleotide messenger RNA. RefSeq lists its product as uncharacterized. Bases 77 to 1360 code for a protein of 427 amino acids. The transcript is spliced from 10 exons. Gene Ontology annotation, cellular component: catalytic step 2 spliceosome. The record is from RefSeq and is a predicted model, not a curated record. Lineage: Eukaryota; Viridiplantae; Streptophyta; Magnoliopsida; Fabales; Fabaceae.